Messenger RNA from Chelonoidis abingdonii (Abingdon island giant tortoise), 1530 nucleotides. RefSeq names its product multivesicular body subunit 12A (gene MVB12A). Lineage: Eukaryota; Metazoa; Chordata; Testudines; Testudinidae. Gene Ontology annotation, cellular component: ESCRT I complex; cytosol. The record is from RefSeq and is a predicted model, not a curated record. Gene Ontology annotation, biological process: regulation of epidermal growth factor receptor signaling pathway; viral budding; receptor catabolic process.
AUGGUGAUGAUGGAAGUUCUGGCCCCAGCCCAGCCUCAAGGUCACAGCCUGUCUGUACUCCCCCCCCAGAUCACCUCGACCCUGGAAGGAGCAACAGCCAACUUCGGGAAAGGAUUUGGGCAGAAAUCAGGCUACGUCUUGUGCAUCACCUCCACUGCAGCCAGUGAAACCUCCCCAGGCGAUGUGGUAGCCGAUGUACAGAUCCUGAGCGAAAAAACACCUCUGCCUACAGGAUAUGUUUACAUUAAGGAGUUCUUAGAACCGAAAACAUCCAUUUCCAAGAAGAAACGAAUUUGUGUGAAGCUUGUCCCAUUAGGUGUGGCAGAACUAGUUGUUUUUGACAUUAUGCUGAGUGGCAAGAGUAAAGUGGUUCCAUGCUAUAUGAAGAUAGGGGAAAUUAGCAGCUUUGCGGUUUGGUGUAAAAAGGGGCACCUUCUGAAACCCAAACCCCUUCCAAAACUGAGGAACAUCAGUCCAGCAAUGAAGGGGCUUUCCCUGGAGCCAACAGACCAGGAUAACAAAAAGACAGAAUUUUCAUCAGAAAAGUCUUUGACUAGAAUUGGCUCAAAACAUGUAUCCCUCAAACGAGAUGAUUCCAUUUAUGAUACAUCUAACCUCUAUGGCAUUUCAGCCAUGGACGGGGUACCUUUCGCACUACACCCCAAAUUUGAAAGCAGCAUCGCUAGUGGGACUAACGCCUUUUCCAUCUUCACGGACUUGAACAUUAAGUCUCUUGCUGACAUUGAGAAGGAGUAUGACUAUGCCUUUGUAGUUGAAAGGACUGCGGCUGCCAGGCUCCCACCCAGCAUCUGUUAGCAUCGAGCAGCAGAGAGUGCUACUAAAGCACAGGGCACAUGUCCCUUGUAGUAGGCAGACUGUAACUAUCUGCUAGAUCAUUCCAUUGAGGCUGUCUGUUGCCACAGGUGCAUAAACGGCACAACCAGAUAUGAUGGACUCAAUUCUCUAAAGGACUGAAUGAACUCUGCUUCUGCCUUCUAAUUUUGUAAUAUUUAAACCUGUAAUCCACUUGGUGCUAUCAACUUUUGAUAGAUUAUAUUCACAAGCAAAGUCAAGGGUUAUGUCUACACUGCAGUAAAAGACCCAGGCAUGACCACAGCUGGCUUGGGUUGGUGCACUGGACCUUGGGCUCUGAGACCUUCCACCCCCAAGUCAUGAAGUUGCAGAGCCAGGGCUCCAGUCCAAUCCCAAACAUCAACACUGCAAUUUUUAAACCUGCAGCCAGUCAGCUGACCCUGGGUCCAAAAGUCACUGCGGUGUCUAGUAUUCCACUGUCACCUGCAUUGAGCUCUCCAUGGAAGCUAAGAUUUAUUUUGGGGUGGGGGCAUACUGAUGUUAUAUGGUGAACAUGGUCUCUUAACCAAUCAAUCAUCUUGCACAAGCCUUAGGGGGUUUACCAUAGGUUUUACUUUUGUGUAGCAGACAGCAAGACACUAAUAUUUUGUUCAGUCAGAUUAAUGAACAUUGGGUAGUGAACAUUUCUUAACUCUUUUAUUCUGGAUGUUGCCCUUG